Messenger RNA from Brachypodium distachyon (stiff brome), 1965 nucleotides. RefSeq names its product F-box protein At1g47056. The transcript has a single exon. Gene Ontology annotation, molecular function: protein binding. The coding region runs from base 62 to 1663 and encodes 533 amino acids. The record is from RefSeq and is a predicted model, not a curated record. NCBI's taxonomy places the organism in Eukaryota, Viridiplantae, Streptophyta, Magnoliopsida, Poales, Poaceae. Gene Ontology annotation, biological process: SCF-dependent proteasomal ubiquitin-dependent protein catabolic process. Gene Ontology annotation, cellular component: SCF ubiquitin ligase complex.
CCCCCCCCCCCUCCUCCGCCUCCCCCGUACACUAGAUCCGCCACCGCCGCCGCCACCCCUCAUGGGCCAGUGCCCCUCCGCAUCCCGCCAUCACCGUCACCAUCGCAAGCUGCCGCCGCCGCCGUCCCCCGCCGCGCAGGCGACGUCGCCUCGUUUCUCCUCCGAUGGUGCCGCGGCCGCUGCAGAGGACGCCGCCGCCGCGGCGACGGCGGACUACACCUCUGAUCUCCCCGAGGAGCUCCUGGCCGUGGUGUUUGGGUUUCUCGGCUCGGGCGACCGCAAGCGCUGCUCCCUCGUCUGCCGCCGCUGGCUCGCCGCCGAGGCUGCCUCGCGCCUCCGGCUCGCCCUCGACGCGCGAGCGCCGCUCCUCGCGGCGGCCCCUGGGAUCCUCGCGCGCUUCUCCGCCGUCUCCAAGCUCGCGCUCAAGUGCGACCGCCGCGCCGAGAGCGUCGGCGACCCCGCGCUCGCCCUCGUCGCACAACGCCUCGGCCCCGGCCUCCGCCGCCUCAAGCUCCGCUCCGUCCGUGCCGUCACCGAUCACGGCGUCGCCACGCUCGCCGCUGCCGCCGGCAACCUCCGCAAGCUGUCUGUCGGCUCAUGUGCCUUCGGUGCCAAGGGGAUCGAGGCAGUCCUCCGCUCCUGCCCCCAGCUCGAGGAGCUCUCUGUCAAGCGCCUGCGAGGCCUUGCUAACUCGGAGCCCGUCGCAAUCUCUGGCCCUCGUCUCCAGUCUCUGUCCCUCAAGGAGCUCUACAAUGGCCAGUGCUUUUCAUGUUUAAUCACGCAGUCCCCUAACCUCAAAACUCUCAAGGUAAUCCGAUGCUCUGGCGAUUGGGACCCCGUGCUGCAGGCAGUCCCGCAGGAUGCUUUGCUGGCCGAGCUUCAUCUCGAGAAGCUGCAGGUCAGCGACCAUGGCGUCAGUGCUCUAUGUGGACUCGAAGUCUUGUACCUUGCCAAGGCCCCAGAGGUCACAGAUGUUGGGUUGGCAGCGCUAGCCACCAAGUCGCCACUCUUACGCAAGCUGCAUGUUGAUGGGUGGAAGGCGAAUCGGAUUGGUGACCGGGGGCUUGCAACCGUGGCACGGAAAUGUGCUGCUUUGCAAGAAUUGGUUCUUAUUGGUGUAAAUUUGACAUCAGUGAGCCUUGAAUUGAUAGCUGCUAACUGUCCCACCCUCGAGCGGCUUGCCCUAUGUGGGUCUGACACAUUUGGGGAUGCGGAGAUCUCUUGCGUGGCGACCAAGUGUGCUUCUUUGCGGAAACUCUGCAUCAAGGCAUGCCCUGUGUCUGAUGCUGGAAUGGAUAAGCUCGCUGAAGGCUGCCCACGCCUUGUCAAGGUGAAGGUGAAGAAGUGCCGUGGGGUGACGUUUGAGUGUGCCGAGCGGCUCCGUGCUAGUCGUCAUGGAGCCCUUUCUGUGAAUUUUGACACACCGGGCGUUGCUGGUGAAUUGCAGGAUGCUAGGAGUGUGGAUGAGAGUGGUGUGCUGGAAAAUGCAGGGAGCGACACUGUACCAGAUGAUCUUGAUGAUCAGAUAGGGAUCCCUGACCUUUCUUGUGGCAGCAGUGGCAGGCCAUCAGGGUGGAAAGCACGACUGGGUGCUUUCAUGUCAAGGAGUUUGUCAGUUUCCGUGUUCCGGAGGCGUCUGCAGGCGAGCUCGUGUAACUCAUAAGUCAGCGCACGAGGAUUGUGUGCUAUGGUUGCUCCUUUAGCCCUUUGAUUCUUUUAUGUUUGUAUGUCAAUUAGUUGGUGCUGUGCUUGUUUGUUAAGAUCGAUGUUUUUUGUCUUUUUGAAUUGUACCAUUCUGUUCUUCCAGAUUGCUGAUGGAAAAUUCAGUUUAUUUUGCCAUUCAGUUUGGUUCGAGGAUACUUAUUAUUGAUCUUUCGCUUUGUAGUAGAGGAAACAUCCAUGUGAUCAUACAAUGUAAUCUCUGAUAAACAAUUUUUUCAAUUUAAAAACGUGAUAUGUGAAGCA